AUGGAGACUCUGCGCUCUCGCGUUAUUGUCGAACGGGACCGUGUCACCAGCGCUGCCUCUACCGACUUUCCUCAUAACUAUCCAGGCGUUAAUCUAGCAUGGGACUUUGAAAAGUUCAAGGAGAAUUUCAAGAUCAAGAUUAACCGACUCUCGAAGAGUGAAAUGGAAUUCGACAUGGUCGGGAUCGACGCAGCCAUCGCUAAUGCCUUUAGAAGAAUUUUGAUUGCUGAGGUCCCAACAAUGGCUAUUUCGAACGUUUUCGUGAUGAACAAUACCUCAGUGGUCGUGGAUGAGGUUCUGGCGCACCGCUUAGGACUGGUGCCCAUCUUGGCAGAUCCUACAAAGUUCGAUUUCAAAGCCAGGGACGACACAUCAACGGAUCUCAACACGAUCGUCUUCCGACUCACAGCAAAAUGCAAACACAACCCCCAGGCUUCACCCGCAGAGACAGACCCUCUCAAGAAGUAUAUCCAUUCCAGUGUUUAUUCUGGCGAUCUGAUUUGGGACCCCAAGGGAGAUCAGGCGGAACGUUUCAAGGACUGCCCCAUUAAGCCCGUUCAUGACGACAUUGUCAUUGCAAAACUGCGGCCAGGACAGGAGAUCGACGUGGAAGUGCACUGUGAAAAGGGUCUGGGUCAGGAUCAUGCCAAGUGGUCGCCUGUUGCCACAGCAACAUACCGCCUGUUGCCAGAGAUCUUGAUCAAUGGGGAUAUCACGGGCGAGGCGGCUUUCAAGUUUCAGUCGUGCUUCCCCAAGGGUGUCGUCGAUAUCAUCGAGGAGAACGGUGUGAAGAAGGCUGUGGUCGUGAACCCAAGGAAGGAUACGGUUUCAAGGGAAGUGCUCCGUCAUGCCGAGUUUGAGAACAAGGUCAAGCUGACUCGCGUCCGCGAUCAUUUUAUCUUUACGAUCGAAUCUGUUGGGUCAAUUGAACCUCAGGACUUGUUGGUUCAGGCAGUUCAGGUGCUCAUGGAUAAGUGUGCGCAGGUGAAGCGCGCUCUCCAGGCCACGCUUCAAUCUGAAUAA
Molecule: messenger RNA, 1023 nt
Organism: Gamsiella multidivaricata
Lineage: Eukaryota; Fungi; Mortierellomycota; Mortierellomycetes; Mortierellales; Mortierellaceae
Product: DNA-directed RNA polymerase
Exons: 4
Coding region: 1-1023 (340 amino acids)
Biological process (GO): DNA-templated transcription
Cellular component (GO): RNA polymerase I complex; RNA polymerase III complex
Molecular function (GO): DNA binding; protein dimerization activity
Source: RefSeq, a predicted model, not a curated record